AUGCUGUCUGCGGGAAAACUUAUCUGGAUAUCAUGUCGACCGCUGCUCCGACUGAUUUUCUGUGUUUCUUCUGGUUUUGCCAUAGCCAAGGCGGACAUAUUUCCACCUGUCGCCGCCGCAGGGGCCGGCCAGAUCUUACUUAACAUCACUCUCCCAUGCUUGAUGUUUUCCAAAAUCGUCCCAGCAUUCACUUCACAAAAUGUCAAUGCGCUAGGUCCACUCAUCCUCGUCGCGCUUUUGUACGAGAUAAUAGGCGCCAUCUUUGCAUGGAUUAUCAAGCAAUUCUUCUGGGUGCCGCAUAGGUUCAGAUACGGAUUCAUCGUCGCUGGAGGGUGGGGAAAUGUGGGUGAUAUUCCAACGGCGGUCAUCAUGAGCAUAACAGGGGCCGCUCCGUUUCGAGGUGUCCAAGAUCAGAAUCUCGCCGUCGCAUAUAUAUCGGCUUUUAUUCUCGUGUUCAUGGUAACUUUAUUUCCUUUUGGAGGACACAAGUUGGUAGCAUGGGAUUUCGCAGGUCCAGAUGUAGAACAUGAAGAAGUCCGAGAGGCCAUGCGACUGAAGCGCAAGGUCAUGUUCCAUUCCGUCUGUCGAUUAUGGCGGAAAAAGUCAGAUAAAGGAGACCGUGAGCCUGUCAUCGAUGUUCCUGAAAAUACGACGGAAAAGGAAACACCAUCCGGAACAUUGGUUCAGCGCAAGCAAGUAUCGUUUGACCAAAAUUGCUCAAAGGGUGCCAAAGAUGUAGGCAUACUGUCGCCCUCGUGCUCUCUAUCUCCUACCGAAGUCAAUUACCCGAUUUCGGACUCGCCAGACGGCAACGCGACGAUGACGAGGGUUAACACCUUGUCGAACGAAGGUCAACCCAUUUCACAGCCAGGAGUCAACAAAGAAGCAGUCAUUGAGGUUCUUCCAACACACGUAACGCAGACAUCGAAAUCCUCCUUCGGUCAUUACAUUAAUCGAGAACGCGUGCUGGAGUUCUUCAAGGCGCUUCUGACUCCAUCGUCAAUUACGAUUUUGACGUCAUUCCCUAUUGCACUGAUUCCCAAAAUCAAAGCACUCUUUGUGGAAGUACCUGGUACAUACAUGCCACCUGCUCCAGAUGGUCAACCUCCACUUGCAUUCCUGCUCGACGCAACCACUUUUGUUGGGGCCGCCUCCGUUCCUCUAGGCCUAGUCUGCCUGGGAUCCUCAAUCGCUCGUUUGAAUAUGCCUAGGAAGGGAGAAUGGAAAAACCAACCAAUGGGUGCAAUCAUUUGGCUAUCAAUUGCGAAGAUGGUGAUCAUGCCUGUUGUUGGGGUUCUGAUGUGCCAAGGAUUAACACAGGCCGGUGUGAUAUCAAAGGACGACAUUAAACAUUUAACAUUUUUCUCUAGUUUCUUCUCAUGUCUACCGACGGCCACAGUCCACGUCCUGUUGACACAGGUUUACAGUGGGACUGGAAGCGCGGAGCAUCUAUCUCCUUUCUUGAUUCCUCAAUAUAUCCUCAUGUUCAUUUCGAUGACGGCUCUAACAGCCUACACUAUUCAAUUAAUUUUCUAG
This is a messenger RNA of Psilocybe cubensis, 1536 nucleotides long. RefSeq lists its product as uncharacterized. The transcript is spliced from 7 exons. Gene Ontology annotation, cellular component: membrane. The record is from RefSeq and is a predicted model, not a curated record. Lineage: Eukaryota; Fungi; Basidiomycota; Agaricomycetes; Agaricales; Agrocybaceae. Bases 1 to 1536 code for a protein of 511 amino acids. Gene Ontology annotation, biological process: transmembrane transport.